Molecule: messenger RNA, 1989 nt
Organism: Diaporthe amygdali
Lineage: Eukaryota; Fungi; Ascomycota; Sordariomycetes; Diaporthales; Diaporthaceae
Product: secreted carboxypeptidase-like protein
Exons: 1
Coding region: 1-1989 (662 amino acids)
Biological process (GO): proteolysis
Cellular component (GO): fungal-type vacuole
Molecular function (GO): serine-type carboxypeptidase activity
Source: RefSeq, a predicted model, not a curated record
AUGCUGGUCACCUCCUUGCUGGCUGCGGCGGCGGGCCUCGCCCGAUUCUCGAACGCUCAAUUCCCCCCUCCGCGUGAAGGAAUCAAAACAGUACGGUCAAAGCACCACGAGGGCAUAACCAUCUCUUACAAGAACCCGGAAAUAUGCGAGACCACACCAGGCGUCAAAAGCUACAGCGGUUAUGUCCAUCUCCCCCCAAACUCACUCAACGAGAAGGGUGAGAACCAGAACUAUCCCAUCAACACAUUUUUCUGGUUUAUCGAGUCCCGCAAGGACCCUCAUCAUGCUCCUCUAUCCAUCUGGCUGAACGGCGGGCCGGGAGCCUCGAGUCUGCUGGGUAUGCUGUCCGAGAACGGGCCCUGCGCGAUCAACGCCGACAGCAACAGCUCGACACUGAACCCGUGGAGCUGGAACAAUGAGGUCAAUGUUCUCUACAUUGACCAGCCAGUCCAGGUUGGUUUCUCGUACGAUACCCUCCACAAUGGGACAUAUGACCUCUUGGCCAUGAAUUUAAUGGACGACUCGCACGAGGAAUCAUUCCCUAUCAAGUUGGAUGAUUUCGCAGAUGGUAUCCCAGAGACCAAUUCAACAUUCUACGUUGGCACAUUUGCGAGCCAGAAUUCGACACUCGCGCCAAACUCGACGGACCAUGCGGCCGUUGCUCUGUGGCAUUUUGCUCAGACCUGGUUUGAAGAGUUUCCCGAGUAUAAGCCCCAUGAUGAGAAGAUCAGCUUGUGGGCUGAGAGUUACGGUGGCCAUUACGGCCCGAAGGUUAUGCACUUUUUCCACAAACAGAACCAGAAGAUCGCCAACGGAGAAAUCUCUGGGCCAGGAACGCAUUAUCUGCACCUUGACACCCUGGGGCUUGUCAACGCGUACAUCGACGUCCUUGUCCAGGAUGAGAGCUACUCCUUCUUCGCCUGGAACAACACUUACGGCGUCAAGGCAGUCAACGACACGAUAAAGCAUAAGCAGCUGUACGAACUCUACCGGCCCGACGGAAUCCUCGACCAGGUCCGGGAGUGCCAGCGCCUCUCCAAAGCCCUCGAGGCCACGGACGGCCCAAACCUGGACGUGAGCUACGUUGAGUCGUACUGCAGCAACGCGUCGGUGUUUUCUGAGGACAUUCUCGUUACGCCGUAUAUGGAAUCUGGCAAAUUUGGCUGGUUCGACGUCACGCAUCCCUCGGCGGACUCCUUCCCCCUAAACUACCACCUGGGCUGGCUGAACCAGGAGUGGGUUCAACGCGCGCUGGGCGUGCCGGUCAACUUCACCUGGGUUUCCCCAAUAGUGUCUCAGGCUUUCGUUAAACAUGGCGAUAUGGCGCGUGGAGGCUACUUGGAAGGCCUGGCGGACCUGCUUGACAACGGUGUCAAGGUCCACAUGAUGUAUGGCGACAGAGAUCUUGCGUGCAACUGGAUCGGCGGAGAGGCGGCGUCCCUCGCGAUCCCACACCGUCAUCAGAAGGCGUUCGCAAACGCGGGCUACACGGCCAUGACGGUGUCGUCGGCUGACCAGCCCCCGUUCGUGCCGUAUGGCCUCACCCGGCAACACGGUAACCUCAGCUUUACCCGUGUGUACCAAUCAGGCCAUAUGGUCCCGAGCUACCAGCCAGAGGCGAGCCUGAGGAUCUUCGAGAGAGCCUUAUUCAACAAGGAUAUCGCCACGGGCACCGUUGACCUUAGGGCCACAGGCGGCUGGAAGAGCGACGUGGACAUCUUUAAGACGGAGGGGACUAGGGAUACGUGGUGGAAGAAGAACGAGCUCAUGCCUGUGCCGAAGGGCCAGUGCUAUAUACUCCAGUCUAUGACCUGUACCAAGGAGGAGAUGGAGGCACUGAGGAAUGGGACGGCAAUCGUCAAAGACUAUCUCAUUGUUGGCAUUAAGGGGGCUGAGGAUGACCAUGCAACGAAAGAUGAAGCCCCAGAAAAUUAUGAGAAGUACUUGGACGGAGAGCAGCAAAAGUUUGUGGGGGUGGAUGAGCUGUGA